AUGGCUUCCGACCUUCCGCCCGGCAUCGACAUAUGGAAGAUUCCGCUGCUGCCGCCCCCGCCGGGCGUCAUCCCCAACUUUGUCGACCCGCCGUCUCAGGCACACAUGCUUCGCAGCGGCAUGGGAUCUAUCCUCGGCAUCAUGCUCGUCUUUGUAGUCCUUCGCCUCUGGACUCGCAUUCGCCUCACUCGGUCCCUCGGGUGGGACGACUACCUCUGCAUUCUCGCCACGGCAUGCGUCUUUGCAUAUUCAGGGCUGGUCCUAUCCUUCAUUGGUAACCCCGAAGGCAAACAUGGCUGGGACAUUCCGCUCGGCGAGGUCCUUACCAACCACUACUGGCUCGAGGCCACAAUGGCCUCCGUCUGGGUCUAUUGUUGGGCGACUCUGUUUGUCAAGCUGACGCUGCUCGUGCUCUACCUGCGCAUCUUCCGGCCGAGCGCGUGGGGUCGUUGGCCAAUCUUGAUCACCAUCGGUCUCAUCUCGGGUUUCUACGUCGCCACCUUUGCCGGCUACGUGGGGAUAUGCGCCAAGGCCGGGUCGCCGCUCUGGCAGACGAUCCAGGACUUGAAGUGCGCCAACAACAGCCUGAAGAUAUCCAAGGCCCAAGGCUGGUUCGGCCUCUUCUCAGACUUGGCCGUCCUGAUCAUUCCGCUGCCCCUCGUAUGGCAGUUGUCCUUGACGAGCAAGCGCAAGAUCGGUGUCAUGGCAGUCUUCCUGACAGGUUUAGCGGCUUGCAUUGUCUCCGCCGUAGCCUUGGCCAAACGCUACAGUCUUGUCGAGGAGGGAGCCGACAGGACUUGGGAGAACUCGGUGCUGUUCCUCUAUUGCACACUUGAGCUCAGCAUCGGAAUUAUCUGCAGCUGCAUGCCCGUCAUGGCCGUCGUUCUCAAAGGCUUCAUGGCAGGCUUGAACCAGACUUGGAACUCGGUCAGAAACCUCGGCACCAGACUGCUCACGGGCAACAGGUCUCCCCCAGUCUCGGGGCAGGUGUCCAAGAUCCCCAGCCAGACGGGAUCCCACGAACAAGAACAAGAGCUGCCCGACGACAUGAUCCCUAGCGGGAACGUGACCGGGCUCCGGAGCUUCAUCCGCCGGCUCGGCCGCACCAACAACGACAAGACGGUCGCGAGCGACCACAUUGCCACCGUCGACACGGUCAACGGAACCGACGAGACGUACCACGUGCAGCUGAAGAAGAUGUACGACGUUGACAGCACGCCGCCGAGCCGCGGCGGCCAGAGCAGUCGGGGCACUGGCAAGAAUACGUCCGUGGCUUGA
Molecule: messenger RNA, 1278 nt
Organism: Lasiosphaeria miniovina
Lineage: Eukaryota; Fungi; Ascomycota; Sordariomycetes; Sordariales; Lasiosphaeriaceae
Exons: 8
Coding region: 1-1278 (425 amino acids)
Source: RefSeq, a predicted model, not a curated record